Messenger RNA from Corticium candelabrum, 5606 nucleotides. Its product is annotated as complement C3-like. The transcript is spliced from 40 exons. Gene Ontology annotation, molecular function: endopeptidase inhibitor activity; protein binding. The record is from RefSeq and is a predicted model, not a curated record. Gene Ontology annotation, cellular component: extracellular region. The coding region runs from base 38 to 5470 and encodes 1810 amino acids. NCBI's taxonomy places the organism in Eukaryota, Metazoa, Porifera, Homoscleromorpha, Homosclerophorida, Plakinidae.
CCCACGCAGGUGCGCCGACUUGACUGUGCAUAGUAGGAUGAUACAGCAGUGUGCGUUCAGUCACGAUAUGAUGAUGGUGCUCAGUUUUGUCGUAUCCGUCGUUGCUGCUCUGUGUUUCACUGUUGCAGACGCUGCUGGCAACUACUUUGUUGCACUGCCCAGAGAGCUGCGCUGCUGCAAGGAGGAGAGAGUUGUCGUCUCCGUUUAUGGCGUGGGAGCUGCUCAUCGCAUCCCGACGAAUUUAGAAGUCGUAGACGACAACGGCAAAGUCGUUUUGACGACUGAUCCUACGCCUGUUGCACAAGGCACUCCGGCUGAGUUUGCUCUCUCCAUACCUUGUCAGCAUAUUUCCACUCCUCAAGUACCCGGAAAGCAGCGUUUUGUUAGCGUCCGAGCUGUGAGCACGCACGGCAUCUUGUCGUUCAAUAAAGCUGUUAGGGUAGGAGUGAGAAACAGUCCGGAAUUGGUUCUCAUCCAGACCGACAAGCCUAUAUACACAGAAAAUGAGGACGUGAACAUCCGAGCGGUAGUUCUUAGCUGCAACUUUGCUCCUUGCUGUGGAGGAGACACUGAUUGUGUUUGCAACGUGUUGUUGGACGUCAAAAAUCCUCAAGACAUCAUUGUUGAAAGGCUUGAUAUUAAACCAUGCUCAACACAGGGAGCUAUCCAGCGAAUCAACUUUAACUUGGGUUUGACUCCUAUUGAGGGUGAUUGGACAAUUGUUGCUAAACGCAGUUGUGAUGAUAUUGUGAUCUCAGAAACUUUAUUUGAAGUGAAAAAUGAUGUUCUGCCUCGUUUUGAAGUCUUUGUAAGAGCACCCAAAUUUGUGAAGGCAACCGAUGAAAAUAUACAAAUUGUUGUGACAGCAAGGAAUUCUUAUGGAAAAGGUGUACUUGGAAUACUGAAUGUAAAACUUGGUAUCUGCAAGGAAACAACUACUAGUGUCGUGGUCUUUAGGUCAGAACAGUUCCUAAUACUUUCAUCUGAUCAAGGGAUUAAGUCGUUGACAUUUCCUAAUGCAGGAUAUGACGUUUUCCCAUUAAGCAAGCACUUGUGUGUGAUUGCUGAAGUGACAGAGAAAGCUAGUGGCAUUAAGUCUUCUUCGAUGGAUAACUCUUCUGUGUUUACUGACAAUCCCAUCAAGCUCGAUUGUGAUCUUAUGUCGUCAUUUUACAAACCUAAAUUGCCUCUACUGAUGCAGGUUCGAGCUCGUUAUCCAAGCGGCGAAAGUGCGAGAAACAUUGAAAUUUUAGUGACACAGCCUGAUGGUCUAAUCAGAAGCAAGACAACAAGUGAUAAUGGUAUAGUUUUUCUUAAUAUCGACGUGGGAGACCCAGAUGGAGAUAUUGAUAUUCUGGUCAAAGCCAAAGGCCAACAUCUUGGAGAGAAAUGCAAUUUCAAGAAAUUUUGUUCACCGUGCAGUCAUCAAAUCACAGUCAGAUCAAGUUCAGUUAGGAAACUACAGGUUGGCAGCAUUGCUAGUUUUGAGAUUAUCAAGAGCAGCGGUGAUAACAGAAUAUUGCACGUCACAGCUGUUGUAGUUGCCAGGGGAAGCAUUCAGUCAUCUCAGCAUCUUCAAACCAAUAACGGUCCUUCUACUAAAUUCUUAGUCACCAUCACACCACAGAUGGCCGAUCGAUAUUGCAUCAUUGUCUACUACAUUGAUCAGUGUGGAGGUGGAAAUCAUGUUAUUUCUGACUUUACUUGCGCUGAAACGGACAAAACUUGUUCGAAUGAGAUCUCUCUUGAGAUUUUGGGUAGCAAAGUGAUUGAGCCUGGCAGAGACUUAAAUCUGAGCAUUGCAGUGGCCUGUCCACAUUCUGAUAUUGCAUUACUGGCUGUGGACAAGAACCUCUACAGUCUCAAUAUUGAGAACCGGUUGUCACGGGACAAGAUGUUUGAAGCUUUGGAUGGAUGUUCAACUUCUUGUGGUCAGACAGUUGCAAGCUCAGACGGAAUAUUUGAUGUUGUCGGAUUGACUUCUGUGUCUGGGACAAGUCUAAACCCACAAUGCAAUUGCUGCACAAAGUCUUGCUCUCAAGUUUGUCUGAGAGACGAUGUUACAUGUCCAAGCAAACGUAAAAAGCGGAACACACCAGGUCACUGUUCUAAAUUGCGAAAAGCUCUUGCAGCUAGACGAAUUACUGACAAGACAAACAGAUUAAAGUUCUGUUCUGCUGAGUACCAAAAACUGCUUGCGGGAAUAUCCACUCUUCUAAAUUCUACGACAACAACAGACGCUUACAAUCAGUACAUCUGCUGUCUUGGAUACGACCGUAGAGCACGAUCUAUCGUUGCAGCACCGUUUAAUGAUAUUAUUGGGUUUGCUGAGCUAUCACUUAUUAGACGAAGAAAGCAUUUCCCACACGUAUGGCUAAACAACGAACGGAUCACCAAUGGCGACGGAAAAUCGGUUACCAGACUUGUAAAAGUUCCUGACUCUAUUACGAAGUGGUCGAUCUAUGGUCUGGCUCAGUGCUGUGCUACUGGAUUUUGUGUGUCUGAGCCUGUUGAACUCACCGUAUUCCAGCCGUUAUUUGUUGAGUGUCAUUUGCCUUAUUCAUUCAAACGUCAGGAGCAAGUGUCAGUCGAAUGUUCUGCUUAUAACUACAACGCUAAUGACCAAUGGGCAAGUUUGCAAAUUAUAGAUCCACCUGAGAAUCUUUGCACAAGUGCCGGUACAGGAGAGGAGACAGCGCCUGUUCGGUUCAGCGUUCCAGGAUUAGACAGGAAGACAAUACUUUUACCAUUGAUGCCUCUUGAUCUGGGCACAACAAAACUGACUGUCAGGGUACGUACUCAACUAGGAGGAGAUGAGAUAGAGCAGGAAAUCAGAGUUGUGGCUGAAGGUGUUAAGAGAGAUUAUGAUUAUGCAGCCGAAUUAGAUCCUCAAGGUCUUAAUAUGAAUGUUAGUGGGGGCUGCAGCAUUGCACAAGCUCCAGAUCUUCGAGUUGGCAGAUGUUUUAAGUCAAUCCUCCACGAUGGCAGCUGUGGUGAUCCCAUUGAAGGCGAUUUCACAAAGGACGAAUGCUGUGUAGGACAAUCUGACAGUUCGGCUUUGGCUUUCAGUGAUGGCAGUCAAUGUGAAUUGUGUCCUCCAAAGAAAGAACUACAUUUGUGCGGAGAAGAGUGCCCUUGCGCAGGAAAGAAUCAAAACAGAAAACAGAUCAACUACUUUCAUGUUCGAGCACCGGAGGACUUCAUUUCUGGCUCAGAGAAAGCCUGGUUGGGAGUUAAUGGAAAGUACUUCUCGAUUGAUGAGCAUAUUGAAGGUGACGUCGAUCCUAUUCAAGGCAUAGAGGGACUGCUGAGGAUGCCUCGUGGAUCUGGAGAACACAGUAUGUUGCGCUUUGGUCCAAACUGUGCGGUCGUGUGGUUUUUGGCUGCCACUAAUCCAGGCUCUGAAAAAGGUCAUCUUCCUCUUCUCAAGCAAGGUUACCAAUACCAGCUAAGAUAUCGCAAAGCAGCUACUGGGGGAUUCUGCGUGUGGCAAAGUCAUCCAUCUUCAACUUGGUUGAGUUCGUUUGUCUUGCGAACCAUGUGUUGCGCACGAGAGUUUGUUGAUGUUGAUCCCAAUGUUGUGUCUGGACUUAUCAACUUUCUUGGCACUCGUCAAGAUGCUUCUGGAAAGUUUUUGGAACCCAAGAGAGUUUAUCACAGAGAGAUGGUGGGUGGUGUACAAGAAGGUGGUGUAUCAAUGACUGCCUACACAACUAUGAGCUUACUUGAGUGUUGUAGUCCCGAGGAGAAAAAAGUGCUAAUUCCUAGAAUCUGUCCUGCUGUUACGUACAUGCAAAGCGAAGUUCGAGCCAAUCGAGUUAACCGACCAUAUGCCCAAGCAAUUGUCUACCUGGCGUUGGUGAAGGCUUGCAACUACUCUGAUUGUGGCAUCUGCAAAACCGAAAGUGUGUGUGAUGCUUCUGUCAUUCAUAAACUGCGAAGUGAACUGUUUGCAAAGGCAAAAAUUGGUGAGGAUGGAUCGAGGCAUUGGGAGGCUGACACCUCUGUGGGACAGGCUUACUGGUAUAGACGAAGACCUGCAGCCAUCUCUGUAGAAAUGUCUGCUUACGUCCUUGAAGCCUGUCUCGUUGUGUCUGACUGCCAAUGCGCAGCUUCAAUUGCCAAAUGGCUCAACAGCGCAAGAAACUCACGAGGAGCUUUUGUAUCCACACAAGAUACCGUUGUUGCUCUGAAUGCUUUAUCCAAAUUUGCUGCUGGAUGCGGUGUGUCUGUCAAUCAUCCUCCGGAUCUGUGCGUGACAGUGAGGAGCAAGACUACAGGAGAGGUUGUGACGAAUUUCACCGUUAACUCUGCAAAUGCUGCUCUGACACAACGCGUCGAGGUUCCUAUCAACGACGUCUACGAAGUGGAAACCUGUGGCACUGGACUGGGACAAACUAUUGUUCAUGUUGAGUACAACGUCCCUGAAACUGGAUUCGAGGAGUGUUCGUUUAAUCUCAGUGUUCAAGCUGAUGUUGUUGUGGUUCCAAGCGACAUUGAAGGAGACAAUGCAGCAGAAAUUGAAUUCUGUGCCAGAUAUUUGGGAAAGAAUUGUACAAGCAUGGCUAUUGUUGAGGUGGAGUUGCCUACAGGAUAUAAGGCAUGUGAUCGUCGUAUUAACGAUGCAGACGAUCCGCUCUGUCUCAAAGAUAUGCUGUCUACUAAAGGUGAAGUCUUAAAGUUUGAUAAGUAUGAGAUCACUGACAAAUCAGUUGUCUUCUACUUUGAUCAGCUCUGCAGCAAUAUUAAUACGUGCCUUAAGUUUAAAGCUUUCAAGAAGUUUGAAGUCUUGCAUUAUCUGCCUGUCAGCAUCAAGGCUUACGACUAUUACGAACAAUCUGUGGAAUGCACUCGGUUUUACACGUUGGCUGGUAUUAGCCCAGAACUGUCAAUGAUUUGCAAUAAGAGCAAUAUUGACCAACCAGUGUGUGUAUGCGGGGCAGGUCGAUGUCCCAAGCUUGAGCCGAUUGAUAAAAAGCUGUGUAACGCUUGUCUCCAUCACCACUAUGUCUACAGAGUUUACGUGCUUAAGGAGAUUAACUCUAACGGAUGGUGGAAAUACAGAGUCCGUAUUGUAGAUAUUUUAAAAUAUGGAAGUGCUGGACUGAAAGUUGAUGACAAAUUUAGUCUGGAGCUCCCCGCCAUUUGCAAAAAGGAUUUCCAACUAGAGAUAGACAAGGAGUAUCAUGUCCAGGGAAGAUACAGCAAGAAAUUCGUUCUCGAUCACAACUCUCAUGUUGAGCUGUGGCCAGAGAUGACGUCCGUUGAGUGCAAAGACAAACAGAAGCAAGAUUGUAUCAAAAAGCCAUGUAAGAACAAGAAGGGCAAGGCCCGUAGAACUUGCGAGAAGAAACGUAGGAAGAGAUGCCUAGACAAGUGCAAGAAAUACGUUGACUUUGAAAAUUACGUUACGACUCUAAAAGACGGUGGAGCGUGUGAGUCCAACGAUCUAUGUAACAAGAACGAGUAAUUGAAGAUUGUGAAGAAAGACUUAGUAUUUAGUUUUAGUUCAUCCUCAUAUUUGGUUAACGUUUGGUGUAUCAAAUAUUAAGAUUUUACUGUGAAUGAUCAAUUGGUUUAUGAUGAAUAAAUGGAUUUCAUUGAAA